GUUAGGUGCUGUGCGGAGGGAGUGUGAACGACGGGAAUGUGGAGACACCGGCACGCAGAAAUAUUAUCCGUAUCGUGAGACACGAAACGGUUCGGUAAUCGGCUCAGUUAAAAGCGCAAAUCACACACAAUGGAUGAACUUGAUGACCGUGAUGGAAGUGCUGUGAAGUCUCCGAUCAGAAGACUGGGAUCCACUCGCAAGUUGCUGGUCCUUAAUAAAGGCGAUAAAUCCAGCGAACUGGCGGCUAGAGCACAAGAGGAAUGUUGCCGCAUGACUAAAGAUAUUCGAGCCCAGCUGUCAGAACAGCUGCGCUGUCUGGACUGCCGGUUGGAGUCUCAGGUGUCCCUGGUUGAAGAGCUAAAGGACUACUUCCGGCGUCGCGCUGAAGUGGAACUAGAUUACAGCAAGAACCUAGAGAAACUUGCUCGUACCCUGCAGAUGAGACACAAGGAACAGCGCCAAAAACGAGAACAAUGGCCACUCUUCUCUAGCUAUUCCUGUUGGCAGCAGCUUAUCACACAGACUAAGAAUCUGAGCAAAGACCAUGCAGUUCUGUCUGACAUAUACUCCACUCACGUUGUGGGCCGUUUCACGCAAGUUGCAGAGGAUGUACAACGCAUUUAUCGGAGGUGCCGGGAGAUUGGCUAUGAAACGCAUGAAGAGAUCUUGCGUGUACUUCACGAACUUCACACAACAAUGAAAACUUACCACAGCUAUCAGGCAGAGUGCCGGCAAGCUGAAACAAAACUCAGAGUUGCAGAAGCACAGCGAUUGAAGCUUGAACAAAGUCUGCCAAAGGACAAGCUUGACCGUUCCAAGAAGUAUCGCCUGAUUGAAAAAGAAGUACAAAAGCGCAAGAACAAGUACAAUGACGCCAAGCUGAAGGCACUUAAGGCCCGUAAUGAGUACGUGCUAUGCCUUGAAGCCUCUAACACUACUAUUCACAAGUAUUUUGUUGAUGAUCUCUCUGACCUAAUAGACUGCAUGGACUUUGGUUUCCACAACUGCAUUUCUCGAGCACUCUUAAUGCACGUGAGUGCAGAGGAAACAUGUGCACGUUCUCUGCAAGUGGGUCUAGACCAGAUGACAAGCUCUGUUGGUGCUCUCGACUCGCGACUUGAUAAGCAGAGGUUUCUUGAGGCUCAUCACUCAGCCUUCCUCAUCCCAAAGAAGUUUGAGUUCCAGGGUCAGCGAGAUGAGGGUGCUGACAGUGAGCUACAGAAGUCCCUCCGCGAUGAACUUGAUGCACGACUGCGACAGUUGCAGAAUCGUGUCACAUCCUUAAGGACUGAAUCUGAAGAAGUGUGGAAGACAUUAGAAACUGCAGAAUCUACUCUGCUGGAGAUGCUGGAUGCUCGUGACUAUGACUGUACCUCAUACUUCAACGAAUCCACUACCAGUGCUGCAGUCACAACAAGGCAGCCUGAAGCGCUGUCCCUUAAAUUACGUGCAGAUCGCCACGAGACUGAAGAGUUUUACAUGACGAAAUUCAGAGAGUACCUGAUGAGCACAUCUCGUAUUGCCCGAUUGGACGCAAAGCAGGAGUACCUGAGAGGCCUUUUGGAGAAGGAACGUUCGGGAGAUGGCUCUCCGACAUCCUUACGAUCAGGCACAGGGGCUGGCCCCCCUGGUUCAGGGAACGGAAAGCCGCCACGUCGAAAACGGAUAGGUCGGCCUCAGUUGGGUGGUCAUGGGCAACCAAAGUUAUUUGGAGGGAGCCUGGAAGAGUUUUUGGAAGCCACGGGUCAUGACAUUCCUUUGGUGUUGAAGAGCUGCAUAAGGGUUAUCAACUUGUAUGGUCUUCAUCAUCAGGGAAUAUUUAGAGUGUCUGGUUCCCAAGUGGAGAUAAACAAUUUCAGGGAUGCAUUUGAACGUGGAGAAGACCCACUGGCUGAUGUUACUGAUGCCUCGGAUAUAAAUUCAGUGGCAGGAGUGCUCAAACUAUACUUGAGAGAGCUUCGUGAACCUCUCUUUCCAAUAAUAUAUUUUGAGCAUUUCAUGGAAUUGGCACAGCUGGAGUCUAAACAUGAGUUCGUUGUGAAAAUGCGAGAACUAGUCCAGAGCCUUCCGAGAUCUGUGGUUAUUGUAAUGAGAUAUUUAUUUGCAUUUCUGAAUCAUCUUUCAGAGUUCAGCGAUGAGAACAUGAUGGAUCCAUACAACUUGGCAAUUUGCUUUGGUCCCACAUUGGUACCUGUGCCAGAAGAAAAGGAGCAGUACCAAGUACAGUACCAGAAUCAAGUUAACGAACUCAUCAAAAACAUAAUACUUUACCAUGAGGAUAUAUUUCCACUUGAUGGAGGGCCUGUGUAUGAGAAAUUUAUUAGCAAAGAACCAGAUGAAAAUGAUGUUGGUGACUCUCCAUCUGACCAUAUCCCGGAGGACAUGGAUUCUGAAGUGUAUCCUUCAGAGGACGAAUCAGAAUGCAUGGAGGCGACUGCACAGUUUGACUUCAUGGCACGCUCAGAUCGUGAACUGAGCUUCAAGAAAGGAGACCACUUGGUGCUGUUUUCGCAAGUUUCCAAUGACUGGUGGCGUGGCAGCAUAGAUGGUCGUGAAGGACUUGUGCCUGACAAAUAUAUUCUUCUCAAAAUCAGGGAUGAGGACAGAGAGAAACUGGAAGGCACUGGGCUGCGUUCCAGCUCAUCAGAGGAAUCCGUACGGCGGCGAGCGUCCGCCUCUGGGUCUGAGGGCUCUGUGCCGUCAGGCUCAGGGUCGUCACCGUCGCCACUGGCUGCUGUCGCACCGUCAGCAUGGCCACUUCCCCUUGCGGAUACUCCUCAUCAAGAGAUAGUCAACCAGGUGACUCCAGCAGCAGAACAACCUCAGGCCCCUGAAGAAGAAAGUACAGAAAUGAUGGUCCCUGCUGAUGUGCGAUGCCAGUCACCUCUUCCCAAUGUGAUACAGACUCCAGAAACGGAGGAAGCUGGUGCCAGUGACAGUGGAGCAACACAGGAGGCCCCAUUAGCAGCAAGCAGCCCAUCAGUUCCUGUUGCUCCCAGCCUCAGCCCACCAGCUGUUGUUAAUUUUUCGCAGAGCCGCGAGAUUUGGCGCCGCAGGGCUGAAGCGGCUUCUGCCUGUUCACUUACACCUAAGCCUACCCAAGCUCCCUCACCUGUCCCAUCACCGUCACCCGUACCGACACUUCGACAGAAACAGACCCCUGAUCUCGUGAUGGACUUGCCUGACAAGUCACCGUCACCACCCGACGAAAGCAAUCGAAGUACUGGACCGGAAAGUCCAGAUAUGACCACUGCUGCUGAGCGUUUUGCGAAACAGAACCAGUGCACUCUUAAAAAGAACACAAAGGUCAGUAGUGUGGCAUCUGCAUGUCCUGCAGCUGGUACCCAGCAACAAACGGACGCACAGACACAGACACAACGUGCACGUCAGGCUGUGUCUCCUGCAACCAAGCCUGCACCACCACCAUCAAAACCUCAGGUAAAAGUCAAGCCACAAGUCUUGAGAAAGCCAGUUCUGCCAGCAGCACCAGUUCAACCCUCACCAGAACCCAUUCGUAAGGAUAGGCCCACCUCUCAGGAACAACAUGCAGCUGACUGAAGAGGCUGUAGUUACAGUCAGUUGAAUUGGUGCUAAAUUGUUUGCACUAAUACAGGAAUUAUACUAUAGUCAUCCUCAAGAUACAGUAAAGAUGUACCUUCAGAUUUCUUUAAAAAAAAAAAAAAUAAAACUCUUGCUUUGUGAACUUGGAUCCACAGCUGCAGUUAUGGCCAUGUACAGACAAUACUCAACAUAUAUGUACUUUGCAGUGUGUCAUGGUGGCCUUGCCAAUUGGUGGUGCCUGGUACUCCCUCCUUGCUAAAGUAAUAUAGUAGUGACAUUUAUGAUAGUAUAUAUAUAUACACACACACACAUAUAUAUCAUCCUCUGUUAGUCUGAAUAAAAAUGAAAGGAUUGCAGAGGUUAUUUAACAUUUUGUGGCAGUGAAGAUGUUUGUUACAUCAAGAUAUUUUUUAUCCUUAAUGUGUGUAAUGUUAGUGAUGUGGCUGUGCUAGUAUUGUGCUGAAUUUUUGAUGUAUGGCUCUUCAUAAAGCAAUCCCUUUCAUAAGCUUUUAUAACUUCCUUAUUGCUGUCUAACUAUGAGUUUAUUUGUAUUCUCUACCGUUAGUACUUUUCAUCAUUUGCAUCCCUGUCACAUGUACAAAGGAAAGCAAAGGAACUUUUAACUUUAGUGUUACUAUUUCUUAUUCUUACUAUUCUGUGUAGCAUUAAUCUAAUUCAUAUUUUUUGGUACUCUUGCUUUUCACAUUGUUUCUGAUCCUCUUCAUGAUAAUAAGAGAACUUUUACCUUUAAGGUGCCAUAAAUUUCUCUGUCACAAAUAUAAAUGUGUCACAUUGUGCUUGGCUGUUGUAACAAAAUUGUAAGCUGUUCGUAUCCACUAUUUGUAAUAGUACGUACAGUACUUCAAAGCAGUUGUUAACAUUAUAUUAUGAAUGAAAAGUAUGUAAUGGAUAUCAUCAGUAGUUCUUCAGUAUGGGCAUAUUGUGAACUGUCAUUGGUGAAAACCUCUCUGAGAAAAUUUGAUCACUCAUUUGUUUUAAUUCUUGUAUCAACAUAUUUUUCAUCUCAUGCAGAGCUUCUUGCUACUCUAGAUUUUACAACAGAAUGUAGCUUUCUUGGUCUUUCUUUCUUACUAAUUAAUGAAUUUUUUCCAACAUUUCUGUCCUUGUUGGUGGGCGAAAUUCGAUAUUUGUGUUCUGUAUUGAACAAAAUGUGUCUCAUGCUUGAUGUUGUUUGAUAACUAUCAUUUUGUUAUAUUAGAGUUAUUUUAAAAGACUGAACUUUGUAAUAAAUAUAUUCACAUAACUGUGUACAAUAAUGUAUGUGCUGAUUGUAGCAUAAAUGUAGGUUUUCUAUUGACACUGUUAUCUGUGUGUGUGUGUGUGUGUGUGUGUGUGUGUGUGUGUGUGUGUGUCACAUUAGAUAGAAUGACAUAAGCUAUCUACUAUCUACUAUGAACUGACAAAAUGGUACUAUUAAAAUUGUCUGAUUUUACAAUAAGUGUAGAGUUGAUGAUAUGUGAUGUAUUUUUGCAUGUUUAUGAAGAUAGUCACAACUUUGUAGUUCCAUUGAACUGGCUUUUGUUAAAUGAAAUGAUCCAACCUCUAGUUCAGUUUAUAUCAGUAUUAUGUACAAAAAUCGCCUAAGAUCAUGAGGCCUAAGUUGAGCCCCACUUACCUUACAGAUAACUGCUCAAGUGUAUCACAAUUUGCUGUAAAUUUCAGUCAGUGAUAUGAAAAUUUCCGUGAUUUUGUUAAAAUACAGACAUUUGGUUCUGGUAACACUAUUCUCCUAUUGUAAAUGUGAUAAUUGCUCUUAUUCUUUACUUGGAGAGAUUGUUCAUGUACUCAGUAAUACUUGAAUAUGAUGUAAAAAAAUUGAGUCAUUUAUGUAAAUUCUGCUUAUACACAUUCUUUCAUGUGAUACUUAAUAUUUCUGUGUAGAAUAAGUUUUUUUCUGUUACUUGUAAAAAGAUGUUACUGCAACCACUGUGGAAGAAGUUUAGUGCUGAUAUAAAAUAUUUCCAUGAUUUGUCUUAUUGCCAAAUUAUGAAUUUUUGUUCCAGAAAACAUUUGAAAAUUCCUUAAAACUUUAUUUGGUUAGUGCAGAGAGACACCAUGUAUUUUUUCUUUCUUUUUUCUUUUUAUUAUUUAAGAAGUAGUUACCAGAGAUUAAAAAACAUGUUUAUCCCCAAAAUCUUUCAUUGGUUAAGUUUAAUUGUGAAUGAGUGAAUUGUUAACAAUUUUGUUAUAUGAAUUACUUUGUCACCUAAUUUAUACUCAAAUAUAACUGUACAAUAAUCUGUUUCUAAGUAUGCAAAUCUUUCUCUAUGGACUCAACAGCAAUAUGAGAUUAAAUGUGAAAUGAACUAGAUUCUGAAGGGAUUUCACAUUACUUUAAGCUGCUAUUUUUGUGUGUGUAUGGUGCGAUACAUGAUUUCCACUGAAAGAUUUUAUAUGCAGGGAAUUCAUACAGUAUGAAACUUGUAUUACAAUUGCUGGAGGAAUAUGUAUACAUCUAAAUUUAUAUGAACAGUUUCUUAUUUCUGUGUUAUCCAACUGCUGUUAGGAACAGAACAUGGUCAAAAAUAUGUAGCAUAUUACCAUUUUCUCUUCUACCAUAAAAUGUAUUUGCAUGUUACCACUUAAUAAUACCCAUGAGUCCAAGAGGUAGCUUACUUCAUAGGACUGUGUACUAGGAAAGGAUCUAGGAAGAGUUAGUAUACUAUCAGGUGAUAGUACAAAGGCACUUCUGUUAGGAGCUGCAGUGUCAGUUAUUAAUAUUGUUAGCUUGGGGUCAUAGAAGAGAGAGUGAAGUGUUUGGUAUAUAAAUAGAACUGUAAUGGGGCCAGCAGUAAGGCCAUUAAACAUCUACAGGUGAGAUGUGCCACUAUGAUGGAAACAUAAAUAUCUGCCACUCUGAAUCCGAAUCAAUUUUUCUAAUAGAGGAAGAGAGAGAUAAAUAAUAAAAAGAACACAGACCCAUCAUAUUAUGGGUAAAGUAGCCUUUGUCACUUAGUGACAGACAGAGUUCACAUUCAAUGGAAACUGCUUGCCAUUUCAUUUAUUAGUUUCCAGCAUAUGUUCCUGAGAGACAUGAAACAUAGUUUGUUUUGUUGUAGUCGUUAACAAAAGUUCUCAUAGUGUGAAAAGACAGAAAACAGAAGGAAAAACACGUUACGAGUGUAUUUAGGACCUUAAAGAAGAUAUGAAUAUUUUAUGUUACUGUUUUUAAAUUACCAUGAUAAGAAAAAAUUAAAAGAGUUUCCAAAAUAGCUUUCUGUUCACAGACCAGCCUUAUUAUUGUUUGGUAACAGUAUCUCUCUCCAGGUUUUCUUCCCUGUCUAGUCUUUUUACAGAUCAUCAUCAAAAUAUUAUGUUGAAAUAAGGUUCUCUGUUUAGCCUUUUCUACUUACUUCUGAAAGAUAAAGAUUUUUGUCAACUGAUAAUUUGCUGGCACCUAUCAGGUUUUUGAAAAUGGAUUACUUCAUAUCAUUUCAGAGAUUUUCCUUGAAAAUGUGUUAUUGAAAUCUAAGUGACUCAUU
This is a messenger RNA of Schistocerca americana (American grasshopper), 7064 nucleotides long. RefSeq names its product SLIT-ROBO Rho GTPase-activating protein 1-like. The record is from RefSeq and is a predicted model, not a curated record. Lineage: Eukaryota; Metazoa; Arthropoda; Insecta; Orthoptera; Acrididae. Gene Ontology annotation, biological process: negative regulation of cell migration; signal transduction. Gene Ontology annotation, molecular function: protein binding. Gene Ontology annotation, cellular component: cytoplasm. The transcript has 16 exons. Bases 130 to 3558 code for a protein of 1142 amino acids.